AUGCUUGAGGAUGAGCUCGGCCAACGGCGGCGUGUGCCGCGUGAUGUCGAUGUACGCAGUGCCGCAGUUAACCAGGAAGAGCCGCAUGUGGCGCAUGAUCGCAGUGUUGUACAUGAACUCGGACUCGUCCAGCUUGUAGUAGCCCGAGUGGUCACUCGUGAACGACAGUUCGUAGGCGCACUUGACGGUGCAGUUCGGCAAGCUGACCUUGCGGAAUCCGCUCUUGAGCAAUACGCGCUCCGCCGCGGCUCCUACUCCGAUGGUGGUUUCACUGCUGAGUUCUAUGCGCAAUCUCUGUGCCCUUGGGGUGCGAUCAUCGUAAUCCUGGUCAUCGGAACGGGUUGA
Babesia ovata is the source of this 345-nucleotide messenger RNA. Its product is annotated as aspartate racemase, putative. The transcript has a single exon. NCBI's taxonomy places the organism in Eukaryota, Apicomplexa, Aconoidasida, Piroplasmida, Babesiidae. The record is from RefSeq and is a predicted model, not a curated record. Bases 1 to 345 code for a protein of 114 amino acids.